AUCUCCACGGCUACUAUGGAUCUUGCAGGGAUUCUUGUUCCUGUUUUUGCUAUGAUUUUCAGCAAUGAGCAAUCAGCCCAGCAAUCAGUAAUGGUAAUUGAGGCGAAGAUGAAGAGAUCAUUUCCUUACGUCUCUCCUAAAGCGACAUUUGUUUUUACGUCUAAUAAAACACUACCAGGUGGUCUAGUAAUAAGAGAUUUCGUUAGCACCGUUUCGAACGAUGGAAAAUAUAGUUUAUUAGUAGAAAAUCAUUCAAUGCAUUCUGUUUGUUUACCAAGAACAGGGAUUUUUGAAGAUGAACGUAAAGUUCGAAAAUACGAGAAGCGUAUGGGUGCCGAAGUUGAGGCUGAUGGUCUUGGAGAUGAGUGGAAGGGAUAUGUAUUCAGAGUUGCUGGUGGCAACGACAAACAAGGAUUCCCCAUGAAGCAGGGUAUCCUCACUACAGGUGAUGUGCGACUUUUGUUCUCCAAAGGGCAUUCCUGCUUCCGUGAGAGACGUACUGGUGAAAGGAGGCGUAAGUCAGUCAGGGGAUGCAUCGUUGAUGCUAACUUGUCUGUCUUGGCAGUUGUUGUUGUCAAGAAGGGUGAACAGGCAAUCCCCGGCUUGACCGAUGUUACUGUGCCUAAGCGAUUGGGUCCCAAGCGUGCUUCUAAGAUCCGCAAACUCUUCAACCUUGCCAAAGAAGAUGACGUUAGGCAGUACGUUAUCAAGCGGCCAUUGCCAAAGAAAAAAGGAAAAAUAGACGGAGUAUCAAUUGUCCCGAUGAGGAGGAAGAAUUCGAUACUGGUCGUCCUGGCAUAGAGUAGAUAAAUGGGC
Molecule: messenger RNA, 816 nt
Organism: Daphnia pulex (common water flea)
Lineage: Eukaryota; Metazoa; Arthropoda; Branchiopoda; Diplostraca; Daphniidae
Product: 40S ribosomal protein S6-like
Exons: 1
Coding region: 16-801 (261 amino acids)
Biological process (GO): translation
Cellular component (GO): ribosome
Molecular function (GO): structural constituent of ribosome
Source: RefSeq, a predicted model, not a curated record